CAAGAUGGAGGGCGGCGGGCUGCGCGGGGAGCCGCUCCCCAGGCUCAGGCGCCAUUUGGGGCAAGGGGCAGAACGCCCAGCCCCGCUGCUGCAGCCGCUGCUCCGGGGCGGCGGGACGGCCGAAGAGUCUACAGCUGGAGAAAAGAAAAAGAAGCCCUCUCCUAGACUGAACGUUCAUUCUGCGUUCUGGAUUUUGGCUUCCAUUGCUGUGACAUAUUACUUUGAUUUUUUUAAAUCUAUUAAAGAGACAAUUCAAGCAGAUAGUUGGUGGUUUGCCUCUGGCAGUUGUUUACUGGCUGCAUGUUUAUCUGUUGCCUUUUACUGCAUAAUAUAUCUUGAGUGGUAUCGUGGAAUUGAGGACUACGAUGUGCAGUAUCCUGUACUGAUACCUGUCACGACUGCCACUUUUAUUGCAGCAGCAGUUUGUUUUAACGUUGCCUUAUGGCCAGUCUGGUCAUUUAUCACACCUGUGGUGUUGUUCAUUCAGUUUAUGGGUGUUGUGAUGCUUGUGUCGCUCCUAGGAUAAGUCUUACAGCUUCCUGUGGAGGAUUCAAGUAACAAUUAUCCUACGGAGUGGAUGUUGCUUUAGUUCCAUUCCGUUCUGAUUAUACUAAGCUACCUGAUUUUAUAAAUGAAAUUGACAUUAAUCCAUGGUUCAACCAAUGGCUGCAAGAAGGCAGAUGAUUAGCAAGUAAUUGAAAGAUGGAUAGAUUUUAUCUUAGUGACAUAAUGCAUUUCGUACUUUCUUUCUAACAACAUUAUAGAACUGACUUAUUAAUCAUUCACCUAGUCUUAAAUCCCAUCUGGGGACUCCAGAGGUCACUUAGUCCAACUUCCUGCUUCAAGCGUGUUGAUUGAUUUGAAAAUAAGUGAUGCUUAAAUUUAAACGUUAUGGUUUUUAAUAUGCUAUUUUUACAUUUGAAUUGAUAGCUAAAAUACUAAUAUUUGGAAUCUCUUUGAGCUUAUAAACUUGGAGAUAGAUGACAACAGAGGAGACAUUUAUUGAUCCACUAGAUUUAUAAUUUUAUGUGUGUUUCAAUGAAGGAAAUAUUUCAUUGAUCUAACCCUUGACUUCAAAUAUGUAAGUAUUUGAAAAAAAGAUGUGGAUUUGAGUAAGGGUCUAGAAAGCUGGUUGAAAUUUACAUCACUGAUAAUCUGACAGUGCCAACAGUGAAAUAAAUGGAUUAUACUUGUAUUGACAUAAUUUGUCUACAGCCAAAGGCGAGCUAUCAAGUUGUGAGUAACCAGCAAUACAAUGAACAAUAGGAACGUUACACAAGAAAUUAGGAGCAUGAAGAAAAUUAUUUUGAUGUAUGCACUAUGUUUUAUUCUAUGUAUUUUAUUCAAAAAGUAACUUUUCAUUCUUUGAAGUGCCUGUUAAUAAAAUUGCCAUUUUUCCUUCCUCAGCAA
Lagopus leucura (white-tailed ptarmigan) is the source of this 1410-nucleotide messenger RNA. RefSeq names its product transmembrane protein 128 (gene TMEM128). The record is from RefSeq and is a predicted model, not a curated record. The transcript is spliced from 5 exons. Lineage: Eukaryota; Metazoa; Chordata; Aves; Galliformes; Phasianidae. The coding region runs from base 5 to 526 and encodes 173 amino acids.